UCAAGACACGUGUGAGAUGUGGAUUUGUGUGACUCAUCCUUUCCUAUAUGAGGCGGCAAAGUAAUGAACAAAGCGUUGCCAAGCCAAAGUGAAAAAUGGCAGAAGUACAAUUGCUAGGCUAUUGGGCAAGUCCUUUUAGUAAAAGAGUUGAAAUUGCCCUAAAACUCAAGGGUAUUCAAUAUGAGUAUAUUGAAGAAGAUAUUCCAAUAAAUAAGAGUCCUAGAGUUGUCAAGUAUAAUCCUAUUUACAAAAAAAUUCCAGUGUUUUUGCACGACGGAAAAUCAAUAGCUGAGUCUCUACUGAUUCUUGAAUAUAUUGAUGAAACGUGGAAAGAAGGAACUCCUCUUCUACCGAAUGAUCCUUAUCAAAGAGCCAUGGCUCGUUUUUGGGCCAAGUUUAUGGAUGAAAAGUGCUUACCAGAGAUGCUAAAACUUUGUUAUGAAAGCAACUAUGAAGUAAGAAUGAAAGCAAAGGGAGAACUGCAUGAGCUUCUUAAACUUCUUGAGAAUGAAUUGAUCAAAGAUAAUACCAAUUUAUUUGGAGAAUAUAUUGAAAUUGUUUCAAUUCUGAUAACUUCUUGGAUUGGAAUUAUUCAAGAAGCAGUGCAAGUGGACAUAUUGAAGAAAGAGGAAUUUCCAAAUAUAUGUGGCUGGGCUGAUAAGUUGAUGAGUCGUAGCUUUAUCAAGGAAAGUCGUUUGCCACCUAGAGAUAAAUUACUUGUAUUUUACAAAACUUAUGCCAAACCGCUGAUUAAAGAAGUUCCUCAGUGAACAAUACUGAACAUAUAAUAAAUUUCUGCAUUGAAGUCCUCGAGGGAAAAGUUGUGUUCACUGGGUGACGUAUGUGUUGUUUUAAGUGUAAUUGUUCAUCAUUGCAAUGGUGAAAUCGUUCAAGGAUGAAACCAAAAUAUCUAUAUGCAGCACUUCUUUUUUGGGAUUCUCUAUAAAUAAAAGUAGCCGUUUGGUCAUAAAAA
Molecule: messenger RNA, 973 nt
Organism: Capsicum annuum
Lineage: Eukaryota; Viridiplantae; Streptophyta; Magnoliopsida; Solanales; Solanaceae
Product: glutathione S-transferase U8
Exons: 2
Coding region: 96-770 (224 amino acids)
Biological process (GO): glutathione metabolic process
Cellular component (GO): cytoplasm
Molecular function (GO): glutathione transferase activity
Source: RefSeq, a predicted model, not a curated record